Messenger RNA from Siniperca chuatsi (mandarin fish), 10319 nucleotides. RefSeq names its product Rho GTPase activating protein 5 (gene arhgap5). Bases 437 to 5050 code for a protein of 1537 amino acids. Gene Ontology annotation, biological process: signal transduction. NCBI's taxonomy places the organism in Eukaryota, Metazoa, Chordata, Actinopteri, Centrarchiformes, Sinipercidae. The transcript is spliced from 7 exons. The record is from RefSeq and is a predicted model, not a curated record.
CGGGGAGUGGAAGAGAGAGAGUCGCCAUUACUGCCUGGCAGUGCUGCUGAGAGGGGAGGGAGCAGAGAGACGCAGGUUUCGGCUUACAACGCAUACCACACUAACAACACCAAAAUACACUAAAAUACGUGCUAACCGGCCGUUUGGAACUACAGGGGACCACACCGUCAACUGAACCCAACUUCGGGUUUUGUCGGAGGACACUAAUGACCGCAGAUUGUGGAUUGUAAAAAGGAGUUUUUUUGCCCUGUAAUGUGGGAAUGCUUUCUCCUCUUUUCCGUGGUAUGUGGAUCUGGGAGCGACCAUGUUAAUAGGCAGAUGAUAAAAGGAGAAGCCAGCUGUUCUAUCCCAGCUUAAAGAAGACCCAGGAUAGAAACUGAGAGAAAUACAUAGAUUUGGAGGGGGAUUUACCACUACCAAGGGAAAAUCAGAAUGAAUGUGCCUCUGUACCACUGACAAGCAGACCUGGAAUGAUAUCCUGACCUUUUUUCCUGGAAGUGACCAAGUUAGCGAUGAGUGGGGGGAUAUAAUGGCCAAGAACAAGGAUGCCCGCCCCCCGACAUUCGCCGUCAGUGUGGUUGGCCUCUCGGGGACGGAGAAAGAGAAGGGAAAUUGUGGCGUGGGCAAGUCCUGCCUAUGCAACCGAUAUGUGCGUCCUGAUGCGGACAGCUACUACUCGGAGCACACCUCAGUGCUGAGCACAAUAGACUUUGGGGGACGUGUGGUUAACAAUGACCACUUCCUGUACUGGGGGGAGGUGUCCCAUCGAGGGGACGAUGGGUUGGACUGUAAAAUCCAAGUCAUCGAACAAACAGAGUUCAUUGAUGACCAGACGUUUCUUCCGCAUCGGAGUACGAACCUGCAGCCGUACACCAAACGGGCGGCACAGACCAAGCUCCAGUCGGCAGAGAAGCUUAUGUACAUCUGCACGGAUCAGCUGGGCUUGGAGCAGGACUUUGACCAGAAGCAGAUGCCUGAUGGGAAGCUGAACAUUGAUGGCUUUAUGCUCUGCAUCGAUGUUAGCAAGGGUUGCAAUAGGAAGUUUGAUGACCAAAUUAAGUUUGUCAACAGCCUCUACUCCCAAAUUGUGAAGUCAAAGAAGCCUAUUGUCGUCGCUGCCACAAAAUGUGAUGAAUGUGUGGACCAGCACCUUAGGGACCUGCAGGGCUUUGUCGCCAGCAAGAAGAACCUGCUGCUAAUUGAGACGUCAGGACGCUCCAACGUCAAUGUGGAGCUCUGCUUCAACGCCCUCAUCCAGCAGCUGGAUAAAACAAGGGGGAAGCCAAAAACUGUGCCAUACCUGGAGGCCUAUAAAGUCCAACGGCAGCUUGUUGCCUCAGUAACAGAUAAAUUUGAGAAAUUGAUGGUGCACACGGUGAGAGAUUAUCACACCACGUGGAAAAAAGUGGUUGAUAAUCUGAAGGGCCAACAUGAAUAUGACGAGUUCAUUACCUUGGAGGGCACCAAGAAAGCAUGUAACAUGUUCACAAAGCACAUUGCACAACUGAAGCAAGAGCACAUCAAGAGGAGGAGGGAGGAGUACCUGACAACACUACCGAAAACCCUUAACAACCUCCUCAGUAACCUGGAGGAGGUUGAACGCCUCUCAUGGCCUGAGGCACAGAGUGUGAUCCGGAACCGGCAUGAUUUCCAGUACUGGUUUGUGGUUCUGGAACAUACGCCGUGGGAUGAGACAGACCACAUCGACAUCAGUGACCGCAGGAUACCCUUUGACCUCCUCGAUACACCCGAUGGUGAGAGAAUUUACCAUAACCACGUCCAGCACCUGCUGUCUGAGAAGAGAAGGGUGGAGAUGAAAGAGAGGUUCAAGAAGACGCUGGAGAGGGUUCAUUUUAUCAGUGCAGGGCAGCCUUGGGAGGAAGUCAUGUGCUUUGUCAUGGAGGACGAGGCUUACAAGUACAUCACAGAAUCAGAUAGGAGGGAUGUUUAUUGUAGACACCAGCAGGAAAUAGUUGAAAGGGCCAAAGAAGAUUUUCAGGAAAUGCUUUUUGAACAUGCUGAGCUAUUCUAUGACUUGGAUCUGAAUGCCACCCCCAGCUGCAACAAGAUGAGUGAAAUUCACAGUGUGCUGAAUGAGGAGCCCAGAUACAGAGCUCUGCAGAAACUUGCCCCAGAUAGAGAGUCGCUCCUCCUCAAACACAUUGGGUUUGUUUACCAUCCCACUAAGGAGACAUGCCUGAGCGGGCAGAACUGUGUGGAUCUGAAAGUGGAGCAGGUUUUAGCAAACAGGCUGGUGCAGCUCGACCACGGACGCUCUAAUCUUUACUAUAACAGUGCCAACAUCGACAAGAUCAACCUUUGCCUCCUGGGAAGGGAGGGUCUCUCACAGGAACUAGCCAAUGAGAUCCGAGCUCAGUCCACAGAUGAUGAGUACACCCUGGAUGGUAAAAUUUACGAACUGGAGCUUCUGCCUGUGGAUGUCAACUCCACACUGCUCUUCAGCCAUACGUGGGUCAACACUUUCAAGCCACAUGGCUGCUUUUGUGUGUUCAGCUCCAUAGAGUCCCUCAACUGUAUUGGAGAUUGCAUAGGCAGGAUCAGAGCGGAGAUAGCACAGAGUAGGAGAGAUAGGUUUGCUCAGCCACUACCAUUCAUUCUCAUCCUGGCAAAUCAGAGGGACAGUGUUUGCAAAAAUAUACCUAUCCUGAGGCACCAGGGCCAACAGCUGGCAAACAAGUUGCAGUGCACCUUUGUUGACAUCCCCUCUGGGGCCUUUCCACGUAAAUUCACAGAGUUCCAAAUUAAGCAGGGUCUCCGAGCAGUGCUGGAGGGGCUAAAGCAUAACUUUGAUGUCUUGGCCCCCCUGCCCUGUAUCAAAGAUAUGUCAGAGACGGACCUUAGGAUAGUCAUGUGCGCCAUGUGCUGGGAUCCUUUCAGCGUUGACCUCAUCCUCUCGCCUUUCCUAGACUCACAUUGCUGUAGUGCAGGGCAGCCAGGCCAGAGCAACACACUGAUACUGGACAAGAUCAUCGGGGACAGCAGGAGGAGGAUCCAGGUCACUGUUCUCUCUUACCACUCUGCUAUUGGUGUCCGCAAAGAUGAACUGGUGCACGGCUACAUUUUGGUCUACUCUGCCAAACGAAAAGCUUCUAUGGCGACUCUGCGGGCGUUCUUGGCUGAAGUCCAGGACGUGAUCCCUGUCCAGAUGGUGGCAAUCACAGACAGCCAGGCAGACUUCUUUGAGAAUGAUGCCAUAAAGGAGUUGAUGACGGAGGGGGAGCACAUUGCCACAGAGAUUGCUGCCAAGUUUACAGCACUUUACUCACUGUCACAGUAUCAUCGGCAGACAGAGGUUUUUACACCCUUCUUCAAUGAAGUCCUGGAGAAAAAGCUCAGCAUUGAGAGUUCCUUCCUAUUUGACAGCUCAUCACGGGAGUGCACCACUGGUGCCAGUGAAGACGUGUUCCCCACCUCGCCCCAUAGCCAUUCCCCGGCCUACAACACCUAUUACCCAGAAUCUGACGAUGAUAAUGAGGCCCCCCCACCUUAUAGUCCAAUAGGUGAUGACGUUCAGCUUCUCCCCACACCAAGCGAGCGGGCCAAGUACCGGAUCGACCUAGAAGGAAAUGAGUACCCAGUCCAUAGCACGCCUGUUGGAGACCUUGAACGCAACCACAAAGUGCCUCCACCUGUCCGGCCCAAACCAGUGCUCCCCAAACCUAAUGUCAAAAAGCUGGACCCCAACCUGCUCAAAACCAUUGAGGCUGGCAUGCGAAGCAACCGUAGAAUGCUGCGUGGCCCAAUAACACACACCGAAGACGUGGAUCCGUCAGACAACUAUGCAGACCCUGUGGACACCUUGCUAAGGUCCAGGGGCUUCCACAACGACGACAUAUAUGCUGUGCCUGAUGACACACACAGCCGUCUGGUCAAAAUCAGAAACUCCUUUGGUGGGUUACAUGGCCUCCAUGGAGGAGAGGAAGAGAAUGGAUUUGACAGGAAGUCUCAGGCUGGACGGCGGCCCUCAAAAUACAAACAUCGUUCUAAAAUCCUGUUCAGCAAGACAAAGGCCUACCAAAGACGAUUCCACUCUGACAGCGACGGGGAGGAGUCUGGCCCCGCCACGCAGAAAAAGAAAAAGGGAAGAGCCCACCGGGGCAGCGAGGAGGACCCACUGCUCUCUCCUGCCGACCCCUGGAAGGGUGGGAUAGAUAACCCCGCCAUCACCUCCGACCCUGAGCAGGAGGACAAGAAGAUGAAGAAGAAGAAGACGCCCAAGACUCCAAAGGAACCGAAAAAGCAGAAAUCUUCCAAGCCCCCCAAGCCUCUAUACCCCCCUACCCGGAGAACGUGGGAGAGCAACUACUUUGGCGUUCCCCUGCAGAACCUGGUGACCCCGGAUCGACCCAUCCCACUCUUCAUCGAGAAAUGCGUCGACUACAUCGAGCGCACAGGUCUGACGACAGAAGGCCUGUAUCGUGUCAGUGGGAACAAGACGGACCAGGACAACAUCCAGAAACAGUUUGAUCAAGAUCACAGCAUCGACUUUGUGGUGAUGGACGUGGCGGUGAACGCUGCUGCCGGAGCGCUGAAGGCUUUCUUUGCUGACCUGCCCGACCCUCUGAUCCCCUACUGCCUGCACCCGGAGCUGGUGGAGGCUGCAAAAAUCGUGGACUACAUCGAGCGUCUGCAGGUCUUGCGGGAGAUCGUGAAGAAGUUUCCUUCUGUCAACUACCACGUCUUCAAAUACAUAAUCACACACCUCAACAGGGUGAGCCAGCACAGCAAGACUACCCUGAUGACGGCCGACAACCUGUCCAUCUGCUUCUGGCCCACGCUGAUGCGGCCCGACUUCGAGAACAAGGACACGCUGUCCACCACUAAGCUGAACCAGGCCGUCAUCGAGUCCUUCAUCGUGCAGAGCGACUACUUCUUCCACGGCGGCGAGGUGCCCGAGAGCUCCAGCAGCGAGGGCACGCCGCCGCCGCACUGCCACAACAUGGUGGAGGCGCUGCUUCCGCUGCAGCUGCCCCCACCCCUGCAGCCGCAGCAGAUCCAACACACCCUCCACCCUGACCCGCUGAUCUAAGAGCCACAGGAGCAUGCUGGGAAAUUAAGUCUGGGGUUGUUUGUGUGCGCUGCCAGCCGCUUUUGGCCAACAAUCGCUGGGAGGUCGUCUUCUGCUCUAUAAAACGCUGGUCGGCUGUUCAAAUAAAAUAUAAAAUAACCUGGUUGGUGAAUUUUUGGGAUUCAGCACCUGCUGUUUGUCAUCGACUUUGAGGUGAAUGAGCUUUGGGGUUUAGAGACACAUCAACCGUUUGUUGGAUUAAACCUAAUCUGUGAGAUCGGCUCAUUCUCCGAGGUUAAUCCUGGAUUAGAGAAUUACAAUCGGACGUCACCUUUUGGAACUAAUUUGUGGAUCUGACUGCCCCUUUUAUGAUACGAAGACUGAAAAUAGCUGAUGAAUGGACUGAUUUGAUUUGGCACAUAGCAACAACACUAAUCGUUUAGCAGGGUCUGACUUGGACUCCGGGGAUUCUGGGACACGUUUGGGGCAAAUAAAGAUUACUCUCCUCCUACCUUACCCUGAUGGAAUAGCACACUGGGGUCCUAACCAAGUCCCCCUUAAUCCCUGCCCACCUUUUCCCUGCUCCGAGACAAGACAAAAGGGAAGUUAAAACUUAGAGUCCCCACGACUGCAACUCAGAUAUGAAACACUCGAUGCUGACUGACUGACUGACUCAUUAGAUGUUUGACUGAGUGGUUACCCGGCGGAGUCUUCCUGCAGAUCUCCACAUUUCGGCACAGUGAAACAUUUCUUCUUCUUCUUCUUUUGUUGCCCUUUGACCCAAAACCGGUCAGCAAGAGGAGGCGAGGUAAUGUACUUCAUGCCUGAACUUUCCCUUUGACACCAGACGUCAAACAGGCUCACAAACGACUCGACGCCUCGCAGAGAUAUGAGAAAUUGUGGAUUAUCUUUGGGGCUCUGGUUUUAAAUACUAAAAGACAAAAUGAAAUGACCCCUAUUCACUACGUGAACUUUGACCCCCUUAAAGGACAGCUAAUGCACGAUUUGUGUCAAAGGUCCCACAUGCCAAUUUCAUGUCUGUUUGUGUAGUUUAUGUUUUUAUCAUUUGGACUCUUUAUUUCUUUUUUUAAUAUUUUUUGUAACGUCUAAUUUCUACCCAGUUUAUGUGUGUGCGAGUGUGUGUGUGAUGACGAUGAUGUGUGUGAUGGUGUAUCUGUGUGAACUGACCUGUGGUCAGUAUUACAGCCAGUUUGUACCUUCUCUGCAGAGGGAAGGGGGGAUUCAGGAGGGAAAAAGGAAUUCAAAAUGUGGACUGACGGACUUGUAGCGCUCUGUAUGAGAGAAUCAGACUUUACUACAAACCUUCAGCCUAACUGUCUCGUCUCUUUAGAGCCUCUAACUCUUAAUGCAGCGACUGACGUCUCUCGAUCCGAAGGGACGACCUCCCUGACUCCUCGAUGAUGGCACAUGAGUGAGGAAACCACUACGCCGCGAUGCAUUCAGGCUCGGUUCAAGGGGGGCGUCUUCCGUGUUCGAUUGCUUCCUUGGCUUUGCGGAGGACGCUUCCCACUUGGUCAUUUCUAUUUUUGUUCUCCUGUUCUGUUGGUUUGUUGGAAACUAAAAUUUGCAUGUCUCUGUUUUGCCACUUAGGUUUAAAAAAAAAAAAAAUUAAAAAAAAAAGAACUUUAAAGUUUAAAAAAAUGAAAUGAAACACUUUGACACUCUAAUGGAGCUCUUGUUCAGAUUUGCAUCGUUUUGGUUUAAGGGGAACAUUUCCACAGAAAAACUCUAUGAGGGGUUUAAUUUUUUGCAUUUUUUUUUUUCUGUCAUGCAAGAAAUCAACUCUUAAUAUCAUAUUUUUGGUUAUAUGUUGAAUAGUUUUCCCUAAGUAGAGGAAAGAAGUAUAUAUAAUUAUAUAUAUAUAAAUAUAUAUAUAAAUUUAUCAGCAGCAGAGGUUGCUGAUUUAGUGAAAUACCACGGGGUACUGGACUGUAUAAUCUGUCAGAAGCUAUAAUCAUAUUUCUUUGUGGUUCUGAUGGUGUAACUGAAACCCAUCCUUUUUUUGAUGGUGUGUGAGUGUGAAUGUGUGUGUGUGUGUGUGUGUGAAGAGGGAAGGGGCUUUGAUAACGGAUGGGGUAGGUUUUUAUUGCUCUUUGUCAGAAAGAGAAAAAAAUAUCCCUCAUCGCUUUCUUCACCGAUGACUGAGGCAGAACGACGGCAGCAAAAAAAGUCAACAUUAAGUCAACGCAAAAGUGCUUAAAAAGCUUCAUUUAGUAACGCGUUAGACUUUUGCUCACCUGUGCCCCAGUUUGUUCCUUUCCUGUAUUCAUACGCAUGCUGAGCAUCGUUUUUCUGACAGAUAAACCCCUGACAGUCUUUGGCAGGAAGAUGUUAAACAUUUAUCGCAGUUUUCCAGAGUCUUCAAACACUCUUCUGUCCAUCGGGAUAAAAAUAUUCCACCUGCUUUAUAAUAACAAAGAUUUUUAACCAGUUUUCCACGCUGGAACAAACAUCAUAGUCGGAGAUGAUGCAUCGGUGACGCUUUAUUUUACGGGUCUGUAAUUUCAUGUCCGAAUACUUUCCUAAUAAUUUCCAUGAAGUUUCCUGGAAAAACUUUAUGAUUUGCAUUUAAUCAAGAACUGUACUUAAGUACAGUUUUGAGGUACUAGAGUAUUUCCAUUUUCUGCUACUUUAUACUUCUACUCCACGUCAGAGGGAAAUAUUGUACUUUUUACUUAACUACAUUUAUUUUAAGUACAUUUAACUACUUUUAAGUACAUUUUGUUGCUAAUACUUCUGUACUUUCACUUUAAAAUGGUAUUGGUUGUGGAGUUGUUGUUUUUUUUUAAGUGUUAUUAUUACCAUUACCUGAGUAAAGGAUCUAAAUACUUCUACCACUGGUAAUGUGGUACUAAUUAAAUGUUAAAUUAGCACACUUCUAAUCAAUUCAUUUCAGUUAAUUGCUGUCAUCACCCAGAGAGUCUUUUAAUCAGGACACAGCAGGUCAGCUCAACAUGCUAAAGUGCAAAAUGUGUCUACAGGCAAGCAAACAAUUCAACAUAUAUUGAGAAUUAAGUUUCACUAAUAAAUAAAUAUUUCUUCGGAGAUUUUCUUUUAAAUACAUUUAUUUUUCCGCUUUAAUUAGUACAAAAUGACACAGUUCUUUCCAGGUAAUGUCCUAGGAAAUUAUUUGAAAAUGAUCGACCCCUAAAAUACAGCGUUUCCGACAUAUUUUUAUGCUCUGUGUGACGUAAACUAAAAUUUUAAACUUUUUUUUUUUUUUAAUGUUGCUUUCAAUUAUUUUACAUAUUUAUACAAAAUAAUGUGUUUAUCAUAUGGGAGGUACUGUACGUCAUUUCUGGCAACAGAUUUUGUUUUGAUGACGAAAUAGUCUCAACUCAGGCUAAAUGUCUUUUUUUUUUAUCAUCUGAUGGAAUAUUUUUUGAUCCAGAUGUACAAAAGAGUCUUUUAGAUUUUCAGAAAAACAUACUCUGACCUGAGAGGCUCAAACUAAAGAUACAAACACAGUUACAUUGUGUAGGUACUGAAUUGACAACGGCAUGAAUAUUUAAAGAACUUGAAAGGGUCUGAUGAAAUACAGAUUUCCAGCGACGUUGCAGAUAACUUUUUGUCAGCUGUUACUAUAAACUCGCAGUACUUCUCACUAAAACUCACACACAGCGGCUGCUCUCCUGACCGUUUUUAACAACUUUUUAAUCCAGAUGUAAGCUUUUCUUGAACAAAUUCCAGAAAAAAACGAGAUAACAAUAUAAGAGUAUUCAUGGUUUUCGCUUUAGAAAAUAGUAGGAAUAUCUGCACUCCGAGACAAAACACCAUGGUGGUAAAGUGUAAACUUCCCCUCUGCCCUUUUCUGCAGCCUGGUCAAGUUUAUUAUUUCCUUAAACUCUGUUUAUCAGAUGGAUCCUUGAAGGGUCAUCAUACCAGGGAUGCAUUGCUCUGCUAGUGGCUGUUUGUGUGAUGUUUGGUGCUAGUGAGUAGAAAAUGUGGAGGGGAGGUGAAAGAGGGCCUGUUAAGUGACUGAUGAAACAGCUGCUCUCGAUUAAAACUGUGUCAGUUGUUUUUUUUUUUUUUCCUGCAAGUUUUGUCCUUAAAGUUUGAGACUGAACCAGAUUCUCCUCUAAAAAGCAGGAAAAACAGAAUAAUUCUGGUUAGGGAACGUUUCCAGCCCCUUUUACAAGUUUUUCGAUGAAUGUCAGCGAUGGGGGAUGAGUCCAAUUAUACAAAAAUGUCGAGCGGGGGUGUGUCCCACUUUAGACGUGUGUCCCAUGUCCUCACUUGAUUUCUUUUCAACCCUCAAAAUGGUCGGCUGUUUUCCUGUAUGGCUGAUGUUUGUAUCCAGACAGCGUCAUUAGGCAGUUUUUGGUAGAGAUCUAAGCUUUUCCUUUUCUUUUUUUUUUGUCAAAUUCUGCCAGUAUUGUUUGUUUUAUUUCAGAAAACCCAAUUUAUCUUCCCACAAGCACUGAAACUAUUAGUCUGUCAGCAGAAAAUUGAUAUAUUUUGAUCGUAAUCUGUUGAGGGAAAAAUGCCAGAUACGCCAGACCCUGGAAGUUGUAGCCUUACUUCAUUCAACUUCUAACAUGAUAAAACAUGACACAACGUGAGAGGACACAGACUACCAAUAAAGGGUAGAAAAGGAAUGAAACCAACAGCCCAACAUAAAUUUUUUUUUUUUGUUUUUUAUUUUAAUUUGAGGAAAAGGAAAGAAAUGGAGCCAAAAGCCUUAAGUCUUAACAUCGCCACAAAUCUGAUUUAGCUAACUUUAAAGGGCACUUUGAAGGGGGCACGUGUCUUGAAUGGGACCCGCUGCAGACAAAUGAGAAAUAAUUUUCCUUUUGAGAUGUGAAUGGGAGUGUUAAGGGUGUGUUAAAGGGGAUAAAUAUUCAGAAUGGAACGUAGCCAAAAGCCCAUUUUAAGGUUUUAUGAUGGGCUGAAGGGGACAUUGGAGGGACCGAAUGGCAAGAGUGGAACAGAGCCAAGAGCACCAGGAUCUACAAGGUCAAACGUUUUGGGUUUUUUGGGGGGGAGGGGGUUCAGGAGCUGCUAGAUAAUAAAAGAUUAAGCUGUUCGUCUGUAGUUUUUCAUCAAUCAAUCAACUGUUCUUUUAAUUUUUUUAAAUAAUUUUGUUGAUAAGAUCUGCUCUCAUCCAGUCACACCGGUGUACAAACCAACUGACUUUUAACGUCAUCCGCUGUGUAUUAUAGUAAAUAAAAAUGAUUUUCAGAAAUGAAAAACUCUAAAACAAGUUGUUUUUUUUUGUCUGUUUUCUCUCCAUAAUGUUUCCAAAUAAAGUUUCUUUUUUCCAAAGGUG